GAGGUGAAGUCGCAUUAUAUGAACUCGUGCGUUAAGACGUAAAUUUUAUGCUAAAAAUUGUAAACUUGAAAGAACCAUAUUAACUUGGAUUGUCUAUGUGUUCUAUUCUGUGGAUUUUUUCUUAUUUGGCAUUGCUGUUUUACCUAUUCAUAAUAUUGUUUUGCAUCACCGUUGGUUUGUUUUACGUAACUGAGCUAGUGGAAGAAUAUAUUGUCACUACGGGCAAGAUAAUACGCUAUACAAUAUAUGCAGAGAUAGUACUUCAUUUCAUUCUUCUGAUAACGGAUGAUGUUCCUGUAAUACUUGUACUGACUGGAUUAGUUUGUCAUUGUUUUUACAGUUCAAUGUUAAAAACAUUUCCAGCUUUCCAUUAUCAGUCGUUCAGCUUUCUCGGUAGUGCUUUCCUGUUAAUUAUUCACCACUUAGUCGCAUUUCGUGCAUUUUCACACAACCCAAGUCCAUUCUCUUACCUCAUAGCAUAUUUUACAUUUUUCUUAUGGGCCGUUCCUUUCCUUUUUUUAAUCUCAUUAUCAGCAAACGAUUUUGUUCUGCCACAAACAGUUGAAUAUCAGCUUCCUGUUGAAAGUGAUUAUUUAUUACAGAGUCAACAGAAAAAAAAUGAUCUAGUUUCUGCAUAUUUCAAAUGUAAAAGAAAGAGCUUGUAUACAUUUCUUGCUUAUUUACGUGAAUUUAGUAUUCCUUUACGUACCAAAAAGGGCUUCUAACUUUUGGUAAUCCGUUUUAAUUUGGGGCUACUUAAAUGGUACGGUGUUCUGGUUUUCCGUGAAUAGUCGAAAUCUUGCCUGGAUAGUUUUGUUUUGUCUAUGUACCUUCAUAAUCCUAUUAUGGUGGUUAACGUUUGUACCUAAGUAACUGCGAAAGAUUUUUUUCCAUAAUGUGUAUUUUGGCUUAAUAAAAUAAAAUUACCUCAGUUGAGCCCACUGUGGUGUGUACUUCUUUUUGCUGCAAUAGAUCGACUGUUCUUUUUUUACUGAGCUACUUGUCUACUUAAGGUAUAUUUACAUUAUUAGUGGAUUGUACUGUAAGUUUGUAAAUAAUGCGCAUUCACGUUCUUAUAUUUAGUGGGAAUGAUUACGAC
This is a messenger RNA of Schistosoma mattheei, 1099 nucleotides long. Lineage: Eukaryota; Metazoa; Platyhelminthes; Trematoda; Strigeidida; Schistosomatidae. The record is from the annotation of a GenBank genome assembly.